Drosophila takahashii is the source of this 1697-nucleotide messenger RNA. RefSeq lists its product as uncharacterized. NCBI's taxonomy places the organism in Eukaryota, Metazoa, Arthropoda, Insecta, Diptera, Drosophilidae. The record is from RefSeq and is a predicted model, not a curated record.
GCCCAAUCAGUCAGUUAUUGGUCAAAAUGUCAACCAAGCGGAUCGUAGCCCUUUUGGGACUGUUAGCCAUCCAAAAAACCCAGGCGGAUGUGUCGCAUUUUUUCGCUUCCCCCUUGGAGCAAUAUGGAAACUAUCUCCAUGGCCAAGUGCCCUUUCAAGUGGGACUAUCGCCUCCGAAUUUAUAUGGACCGCCGCCUGCAGCGCCCGUAACUCCUGCCCCAGUGGCUCCCGUGGCCACCACCGAGUUUAGUCUGCCGGAGAUCAUCGAGAAUCGCAGUGUCAAGUUUCAGGGAGCUGGUCAUGGCAGCUUCAUACCUCUAAGUCAGCAUUAUCUGCCGCCGGCUGUGGAAGAGCGACCAAGCUAUGAAAGUCCCAAACCAAGUGAGGAGACCUAUCCAGCUUACUACUAUCCCCAACCGCCUGAAGGCAGCAUUUUAAGUACCUCUGCACCCACAACUACCACUACUUCAAGACCCAUCAUUGUACAAGAUCCUGGAGAAGAUAUUGAGACUAUACAUCCGCCUGGCUACGAUUACCAUGCUCCAGUGGCUGUUCCAGUCUUCCCGCUAAAGCCCUCCACACCGGCUCCAGUUUAUCUGCCACCCGGUGAAGGAAACCAGGAGCAAAAUCAACUGAGACUCCGGCUCAAGGACAUGCGUUGCCUUUCGGGGGGUUAUUUUCGGGCUGUUCUCAAGUUGGACAGCUUUUUGGGAGCAGCACCCACUGUGGAUCAGGAUAAUGAUGAUCAACUGGAUAAGCGCUGUGAAAUGAAACUCUCGCGAAGCUUUCUGCUCUUGGAUAUUUCUGGCGAGGAUUUCGAGAGAUGUGGCGUGAGAACCUGUGGCCAGGAUCUUUGUCUACGCUUGCGUUUUCCCGCCAUCAGGGGGUUAAGAACCAGUGGAGAUUCGAUCUUAACCCUGCAUUGUAAGACUCAGGAAAGAGUGGCAGUCAAGACGCAUGCCUUGAAAAUGGGCGUAUCUAAUGAUGUGCAAGCUCGCAAUGGGGGUAGCUACGCCCAUGGUGGCAAUCAAAAUGCCUUUCGAACGCACGUGGAACUGUUGAGAAAAGGCAGCACUGGAUAUACCCGACAUUUGGAGAGCAAUGGGGCGGUCCAGUUGGGCGAGGAACUACUCCUUAGAGCCCACGUUUUGGCGGGAGAUGGCUGGAACUACACCAAGCUGAGUGAUGUGCAAUUGCAGAGGAUUGCAAGUGGAGGAGAAGUACUCAACACGGUUCAGUUGGUCAGUGCGCGGGGCUGUCUAAAUCCCGCCAUGCAGGCAAUCUGUGCCCAUGCCCCCAUUUUGGAACCUCCUCUCGGCCAGAGGCUCCACUUCAAGGCGGUCAUGUUUCCAGGCAUGCGAAGUGGCGAGGUUUUGGUGAUUUCCAUGCGAAUCACUGGCUGCUUGGAACGCGAGGAUUGCCAGGUGACCGCUCAAGAUUGUUUGCCAUCCGUGGGCCAACGGAGACGACGGAAUGUUUCACACGGAAAUAGUACUGAAGUUUCGGAACUAUCGCAUCUAACCUUCCGGGUGAUAAUGCCGGGUGAGGAGGAUAUAUCUCGAAAAGAAAGCGAUAUGGAUAAUGGAAUCUCGGGAGUCAAAGAAGUCUCCAAAUCACUGGCACUUUUUGGCAGCUUGGGAUUUGUGGUAAUGCUUCUGGGAGUUGCCAUUGUGGCUUUAUAUAAAUUUGGAAAGUAG